Molecule: messenger RNA, 2099 nt
Organism: Rosa rugosa (rugosa rose)
Lineage: Eukaryota; Viridiplantae; Streptophyta; Magnoliopsida; Rosales; Rosaceae
Product: low affinity inorganic phosphate transporter 8-like
Exons: 1
Coding region: 95-1801 (568 amino acids)
Biological process (GO): transmembrane transport; phosphate ion transport
Cellular component (GO): membrane
Molecular function (GO): phosphate transmembrane transporter activity
Source: RefSeq, a predicted model, not a curated record
CUCGUGGACCUUGUUAAAUAGUUGCUCCAUUUGUUGGCCAACACUUCCCGACUCUCUGUGUCAGUCUCCGCUGCAGAAUAGUACUACUCCGGCCAUGGCAGACGGAAGAGAGUCCAUCUUCACAUCUCUUGACAAUGCCAAGACACAACUUUACCAUUACAAGGCAAUUGUGAUUGCUGGCAUGGGCUUUUUCACUGAUGCUUAUGACCUGUUUUGCAUCACCGCCGUCACCAAACUUAUAGGCCGCCUUUACUUCUACGAUCCCUCUACUAAAAAACCUGGUGCUCUACCUCCAAAUAUCAACAAUGCCAUAACGGGGGUUGCUCUAUUUGGCACCCUAGCCGGGCAACUCUUCUUUGGCUGGCUCGGAGACAAACUCGGCAGGAAAAAAGUUUAUGGGAUCACCUUGGUCACUAUGGUGGGGUGUGCUCUUGCCUCGGGACUUUCCUUUGGCUCCACUCCAAAAAGUGUAGUCACAACUCUUUGCUUCUUCCGAUUUUGGCUCGGAUUUGGGAUUGGAGGUGACUAUCCCCUCUCGGCGGUCAUCAUGUCCGAGUACGCCAACACGAAAACCCGAGGUGGCUUUGUAGCUGCUGUCUUUGCAAUGCAAGGAAUUGGCAUAUUGGUGGCUGGAGUUGUAGCCCUAGUUGUAUCUAGGGCCUUCAUGAUAGCUUUCCCAGCUGACAACUUCAAAACCAACAAUGUGCUAUCCACUCAGCCAGAAGGCGACUUUGUUUGGCGAAUCGUGCUCAUGUUCGGAGCAAUCCCUGCAGCUCUGACCUUUUACUGGCGGCUGAAGAUGCCCGAAACAGCGAGGUACACUGCCUUGGUUAAAGGAGACCAUGACAAGGCUGCAGCUGACAUGGCUAAAGUCCUCGAGAAAAAGAUAGACAACAUCCCCAUUAGUACCGGUGGAGAAUCCGAAACCCCGAAAAAGGUCCUUGAUCCUAAUUCCUCAUACGGGCUCUUCUCUAGGGAAUUUGUUAGAACACAUGGUUUACAUCUUCUUGGUACCACAAGCACAUGGUUCUUACUAGACAUUGCUUUCUACAGUCUCCAACUAACCCAAAAGGACAUCUACCCAUCUAGUGGUCUCUUACCAAAACCCACAGAAAUGAACGCUAUAGAAGAAGUUUACUUGCUCUCCAAGUCAAUGCUCCUAAUCGCACUCGCUGCCACCGUCCCCGGCUACUGGUUCACAGUCUUCCUCAUCGACCGGAUCGGCCGGUUCCCCAUCCAACUCGGCGGCUUCCUCCUCAUGUCAAUCUUCAUGGCCAUUCUCGGAUUCCAAUACGAGCAUCUCAGGGGAAGUACGUGUUCCGCGGACUCAAAAUCCGAAUUCGAGUUCUGCGAAGGCCACCCUAAACAGUUCGCCGUGCUCUACGGCCUGACGUUGUUCUUCGCCAACUUCGGGCCCAACAGCACGACCUUCAUUGUCCCCGCGGAGCUUUUCCCGGCGCGGUUCCGGUCGACGUGUCACGGAAUCUCCGCCGCGGCGGGAAAAGCCGGGGCUAUAAUCGGGGCGUUUGUGGUGCAGAGUUAUACACCGGAUGUUAAGGGUGUGAAGAAAGCUAUAAAGGCGCUUGCUUUGGUCAACUUGCUUGGCGUUUUCUUCACGUUGUUGGUGCCGGAGACGAUGGGCCGGUCUCUGGAGGAGAUUUCCGGGGAGAAUAAUGAGCUCGGAAGGAAUGGGUUCACCGCCGUUGUUGCAGAUGACAAGGAAGUAAAAACAGAGAAAGCAGAGAAUACUAAUGGUGUUGAGAAAGAGAAAGCUCCAGAAGCUGAAAUGGAAAUGGUUUGAAUCUUUGGUUUGAAUAGAAAUAAGAAAUCUAGGUAAUACUUGUAAUAAGAGAUCAUCGAUCUGAAGUGCGCGCAGUGCACGUAUGAAAUGGAAAGUAGGAGUAUAUAUAGAUCGAAGUAAGCAUGGCUUGAUAUUACAGCAGAAAAUAAAAGUGAUGCUGCUUUGGUAGUUUGGUUCUAGCUUACUUUUGUGAUGGUGUUGAGCUUGGUUACAAAUAUGAAGGACUGGAAUUUGGAGCGAACAAACUUUUGUAGUUGAACUAUCAAAACAUUAGUUCACUUGCAAGUUUUUUGUGUUA